Messenger RNA from Cavenderia fasciculata, 2502 nucleotides. RefSeq lists its product as uncharacterized. Bases 1 to 2502 code for a protein of 833 amino acids. The record is from RefSeq and is a predicted model, not a curated record. NCBI's taxonomy places the organism in Eukaryota, Evosea, Eumycetozoa, Acytosteliales, Cavenderiaceae. The transcript has 3 exons.
AUGCCUAGAAAAAACCACAGUAUCGAUGGAGGGAAACUGAUCCUCAGCAACUUUGAGGAAUACAUCGAAGAAAUUACUUCUCUUCUGGCGCCAAUGGGAUUGCGAAUGGUUUACAGAGCGACGUUCGAUCCACUUCACUUUGUUGGCAAGACGAUUCAAGAUUUAAAACAAAACUGCGAACCAUCUUACCAUAGUCGUCUCGAAAAGUUGAUCAAAUUUGAUUCAAAAACUGGAAUGAUUGAUGCCGACAACCCAAUACUUACUACCAUUGGAUAUGUCGGUUCUACAAAGGACCCAUACAAAAGAUUUAAUGCUCACGCCAGACGUACUAGCCAAUGUUACCUCAUCAAUGCGUGCAUCCGAACCUUUCGUUUUUUCACUGUCACAAUCAUUGACAUUGGACCAGAUUCAAAAGAAGGCUAUGCGUUGGAAAAGUCUUAUUUCACAAAACCAAGUCUCAACAUUGCCGAUAUCAAUGAAGACGAUUUCGUCAAGAUCAAGAAGAUAUUUUCUUUUCACCGUCCUCCUUGCAAACAAGAAUAUCUUCAAUUCAAAUUGUUCAACCAGUACAUCCGAACCUUUUCAACGAAUCAUUUCACCGACCAUUUCAAUUAUAUGUACUCGUACCUCAUGGAAUCGUUUUACACUGGUCAAUCCGUCGUCUUCAAGCUCCAUUUUGGUGCCACUUCCGACAUAGUCAUCGCUCAUCCACAAUUGUUCAUCGAAGAAUAUGGGUUGACAGACAUUGCAAUGGAUCCUAUCAAAUUCAACAUCCAGCCUAUCUUGGAGACGUGUAUCUAUUUGAACCAAGUACUGGGAAGGGAUUGCCAAAAAGCCAGCUUUAUCGGGCCCGAUGGAUUACCAUACGCGAUGAGUUGUCCAUUAGCUUCCCACGGAAUGGAGGAAGACCCAAUACUUGCCAGUCUCGACGUAUCACUUAGACGUUCCAUCACCUCUAACCAUUUGGUCUACUUGCGUGGGGUCCAUUUAACAUAUGGUCCAUCCAGUGCCAUAGAAUGCAUGUACCACCAACUGAGCUUUGCCCCCCUCUCUAGGGAUCAAAUUAUCACUCUACUGCAAUCCAUCAGCCAACAACAACAAGUCCACAACUCGGCCAUCGAAGGCCUCGAGAUGUUACCUAUCCAAUUCAUGGGCACUACCAUUUGGAUCGACGUCUCAGCAUUGGCUAUUGACAGAGAUUUUGUCCCCAUCAUGAAAAUGGAUAAAAACUGUUGCCACAAAUUCUUUGUCAAGGAAAAAAAGAAUCUCGUCCACAGUGUAUAUUAUACCGAUGAAGAACAAAUACAUCUUUGUGAAAAGAAAGAUGAUUGCCCAUUACAUCGUUUUCCAAAUACAAUGACCAAAGCUCAAAUAGCUCACUCUCUUCUCAUACACUAUUAUCAUCUUUAUCAAAUUGACCCCAACAAGGAAUCGGUUAAAGAUAAAGUCUGGAAAAAGUUUGUUACACCGUACGAGGAGUGUAUCAAAGCAUUUGGAAAGGAGCAUUAUUAUGGCAUCUACAUUUUCAAAGAUUGUAUCAGCAACAAGAAAGGCGAGAUCCCUGCAAUCACCAAAACAGUCAAUGACGAUGGAUUUUAUCUCAACUUGAAUACCAACAUUCCACUAAAAUACCACACAACUUUUAGCGAUAAAGUAUGGAUACAACAACAAUCAAUGACUUCCACUGAAAGAGCAAAUGAAUUAAUGUUAAUUCACAUGAAAGUUUUGGUGUCAAUCUUGAAUCAAAUCAUUCUCAAGUUUAGGGGUCCAACAAUUCCCAAACCAAGUGAUUUUGGUGACAUCCCACAUUUCAAACAUUUUGAAAACUUUAUCAAGAAGCUCAUUUCAUUGGCCAAGCUCAGCGAAGAAGAUAUCAUCAAGAUAUGUACGAUGCCAAAAGGUUGGGGUAACAUUGUUCACUGUGGUCUUACCAGUGGUAGUGUUCCAAAGGACCAUCCAAUCAUUAAUACACAAGUUAACCUUGAACUCGAUGGAAAUGAACUAUCUACUCCAUCAAAGGAAAAGUUAAAGGAGUUCCACAAUGCAUUCCAUCGUGUGGAAGCUUGUUUUCCCUCGACCACCACCGUAUCAUUCACAAGUACUCCAUUGCACAAGUUUGCCUUGUCAAAUAAUGAUGAACUAUUACCAAACCUUCAUCGUGGUAGGAGUGGUGUCGAAACCACUGAUACUUAUCAAGAGGUUUGGGAUAACCUUGAGAAUAGCCUGAAUCUAUUCUACAGUCAUAUGGGAGAUCCUAUGAAAAAGCAAUCCAUAUUCGAGUUGGACAACAAUCCCAAUCACAACCAUAAUAUGGAACAGGAUGACCACUCUUCAUCCACUUCUACUACUACUACUACAACUACUACUACGACCAGUACAAUUCAAUACCAAGAUGACUCUGAUGAUGAUGAUUUAAAUGGUGUUGAUUCAAAUGAACACUGGAUCCAAAGAAAGAAACAAAGAUUUGACCAACCUUUCCACAAGGAACAAGAAGAGGAUUAA